AUGUUCCGCCACCCGCGACGCACGGAAGGCAAGACUUUCGUGUUCAAUGCUGUCAUCGACUUGCCAGGUGGCGAUGAAGUUGUUGUGCUUCUUCGCUAUUUCAACCAACACAACUUCUCCUUUCCGGAUGGUUCCUACUAUCAGAUCAAUGCAAAUGUUGCGAAGAUCAUUCCUGGUGUCAAUACUCACUACACGUCAGCGAUCGCAGAGGCUGACAGGCUGGAUGGUGAAGAGUUUGAUCUGAUGGGAGAUGUCAUUUGGCUUACGCCCCUGGAGAAGAACCCGGCCCCGAUGCAUGGCCCUAUCAUGUAUGCUGCGGGAGCUGUAGCCGAUGUUGACAAGGGCUGCUCGCAGUUCAACCUCAACACCGAACAGUUCAUCACGUUCGCGCGUGAUCUCGCUAGCAUAUCGAAGACCAUGCCAUCUGACGGAGUGGGCUCUGUCCAACCGCGCACCGGCCAUGCAACGCUAACACUGCAUGCGACUAUUCCGGAUUCCCCGCGUUGGAAAAAAAAUGCGAAGCCGAUGCCAUCAAAUGGAAAGUACGUCUAUGUGCAGGGUCUGCUCAGGAAGGUCGAUAGGGAAACCCGCAAGGACAGUAGCAAUCGGGAGAUUGAGGUCGCAACAAUGUUUGCAUUUGAUGUCGAGAACAUCACAUUCAUGGGUAGUGUCUCUGCCAAGACUUUACCGACACCGGCCGAACCUGUGGUGACGGUGGACUCCCCAACUGUCAACGGUGCUCCUCAGAGUGCAAGGAAGCGCCUGAAGGCUGUUCACAGCCAUCUCCGCAGGAGGUAG
Molecule: messenger RNA, 798 nt
Organism: Sparassis crispa
Lineage: Eukaryota; Fungi; Basidiomycota; Agaricomycetes; Polyporales; Sparassidaceae
Exons: 4
Coding region: 1-798 (265 amino acids)
Source: RefSeq, a predicted model, not a curated record